CCACCCCAAAAAAAAGAAGAAAACAGAUAUUUCCCUUCCCGUUCCGGCCGGCCUCGCCGCACCGCCUCUUCUCCCCCCUCACCGCCGGCCUCCGCGCCGCCUCGCUGCCGCCGCCCCCGCGUCUCCUCCCUCCCGGCCGACUAGCCGGCGGCCAUCCCCGCUUCCUACCUACGCGUUGCAUACCCCGAUACCCGCCAUCCCCCAAGAAGAGGCUUCCAUCUGAUUUCUGAUUCGAUCUGACCCCCCGUGUGGGGCGGGGCUGGAGUUGAUGGAGAAGGGGAAGUCGGUGGUCGCAGAGCUCGCGGCGUCGCUGAGAGAUGUCGAGGUCACGCCGCGCCGGAAGCCAGCGAGUUCGUUACCGGCAGCUUCGUUCUAUUCUCCAACAAACAAAGCUAGACCUCGGAAAUUGGUUAGUUUGUGCCUUGGCAUCCUCGGACAGCAUCUUGAAGAUAUCAUAACUGAUAUUUCCGAAUUUUCUACCUUCUUUCCACCCCACAUAAAGCUGGCAAUUUUGUCCAUUGCAAGGAGAAGAAGGCUUCUAAAUGAUGAAGUUUUGAUCUCUCUUGCUGAUAGUUCAUGGGAGAUCCUAGAUAUAUCUGGCUCUGAUGUAUCUGAUAUUGGUCUGGCUACUGUGGCAAAUAUUUCUAAUAAUCUGUGGGCUAUCGAUAUUAGUCGCUGUGAAAGAAUAACUGCUGCAGCUGUUUCUGAGGUUAUAUGCCAUUGCCCAUCCUUGGAGAUAUUGAGAUGCGGAGGCUGUCCAGGAAGUGAAUCCACCGCGCGCAGAUCUGUGUAUCUCUUGAAACCCAAAUUGAAUACUCUUGAAGAGGACUCGUGGGAAGAACUUGAUACGGUAGAAAUUGGCGGGGGUGCAGAGUCCUUAAGAUGGCUAGUUUGGCCAAAGAUAGAUGAUAACUCAAAGGAAAUUAUAUCUAUGGAAUGCCCUCGUAUUACUGUCAACCCACAGCCAUCACCUUUUGACCUUCGUGGACACAAGGUCCCAGCUGAAGCUCUGGCAAGUGUACCACUGGAUCACUCCAUAAUCGCAGAUAUUGACCCCAAAACAUGGGCUGUUGCUGCCGCCCCUCGAAGACCCACCGUUCCAACCAACCCAAAUGCGCCCCCUGAAAUACCAAUCGCCGAGAAGUUCAGGCUAGCCUAUGUGGAGAGAGAAGCAAGGUUGGCCCCAAAGAGAGCCAAGAGAGAACGACAGCAACGCCGUCGCGCCGAAAGGGAGUACCUGAUGAACGACAUCAAUGCCAAAUCUGUAGCGCUUGCAGCCCAAGUGAGCAAAUACCUGCGCAAGAGCUAGUGGCAAGCCUUAGUUGUGUACUCUUGGUUGUUGUAUGCAUCACAAUUGUCUGAAUACAAGAAAAAAAAUCGUGGGUUUGUGACAAAAAAGAAUAGGAUUGUUGCAUCCCAGUGUUUCAGGGUCACGCUUGGCGUCUGGAGUUCUGGACACAGUUUUGUCAUAGUAGCUUAUAUAGCAGUGUGCAUACUUUGUACUACUGAUCUUUCAUGUGUGGAAUCAUGUCAACAUUGAACAAAAGCCUACAGGCAAUCAGGCAUUCUGUGCCUUAUCAAUGAUCACCUGUCCUUUACCAUCA
Molecule: messenger RNA, 1604 nt
Organism: Oryza sativa Japonica Group (Japanese rice)
Lineage: Eukaryota; Viridiplantae; Streptophyta; Magnoliopsida; Poales; Poaceae
Source: RefSeq, a predicted model, not a curated record